Daktulosphaira vitifoliae (grape phylloxera) is the source of this 1746-nucleotide messenger RNA. RefSeq lists its product as uncharacterized. NCBI's taxonomy places the organism in Eukaryota, Metazoa, Arthropoda, Insecta, Hemiptera, Phylloxeridae. Bases 71 to 1375 code for a protein of 434 amino acids. The record is from RefSeq and is a predicted model, not a curated record. The transcript is spliced from 7 exons.
AUUAUAACAUUGUAACAAAUUUUGUGCGACUUUUUUUUUUCUUUGUAUAAGACACUUUUCGAAAAUAAAAAUGGCAAUAACAUCGAAUAUUCAAGUUUACUUUUGUAUAUUUUUUGCUGUUUUGCAUACAGAAGGAACACAAAAUACAAAAAAAAAUGCUUUUAUAAUAAAUAACUUACUACAUCAACCAGGAUGGAGAAAUAUUAGUAAUGUCAAAUGUAUUAAAUAUAGAAACAAAGACUAUAUUAUAAACGAUAUUUGUGAUAAACAUGUAACAACUAGCAAUUGCGAUAAUUUGAUACGACGAGCAACGAUAUUCCUUGGAAGUUCUUACGCUCAAGAUUUUACUAUAAUAUUAUUUUUAUUAUAUAAUUUUCAAAAACAUUGUUUUAAUUUAUUAAAUUCUGAUAAUGAUAGUGCGCACAAGUGUACAGUCACACUAUUAGCAAAAAUGAAUGAAAUUAUUCCGAUGGCAAAAUUUAUGAAAGGAGCUUUAUAUGCUAUUGAAAAAUGUCAUAAUAUACCUUUAUACAUCCAUAAAAAAUCACGUUUUAUUUUAAGCAACUUUCUAACAAAUAUACAAGAAAAUGAAACAUUAAAAAAAUUAGCUUUAUUAAUAAACAGUUCGGAUUCGAUUACAUCUGUAUUAUUAAGUAUCAAGGAUAUUCUAAUCACAAGAAAUUCUGAACUAAAAAAAAAAGAUUUAUCAUAUUGUGAACUAAAACCUUUUGAUAUGAAUUUAUUGUGGAAUUUAUGGAAUAUGGAAUUUGACACAUUAAAAUCUCAAGGAAUAUAUGAAGAAUUAUACAUAUUUCUUAGUGAUAAAAUCAAAAAUUUAAUCUUAACGACAAUCUGGAAAAAGUACAUUGAGCUUGGAUUUAAAUUUGAUUUGAAUAAAGGUCGGACGUUUUUACCUACUCCACCUACCUAUGAUAUUGAAGAUAUCACACAAAAUUCAAUUAAUAUGACACAACAUACUAACGAGAUAGAUUUGCUAGAUGAGUAUCAUAAACAUGAUAUUUCACAAAAUCCUUCAAUAAAUUUAGUACAGCAUACCACUGAAGUAAAUGAGAUGAAAAAGAUUCUAGAAGAAUAUAUCGCACAGUACUCUUUUAGAAAUUUGACGCAACCUAACAUUGAAGUAGAAAAACAAGAAGAGAUUAAAAAAGAAGAUACCACCCAAAAUCCAAUAAAUUUGACAGAACAUACCAAUGAACUAAAUGUCCUAAAAGAUAUUCAACAACAUGAUAUUACACAAUACAAUAAUUCUAUAAAUUUGAUGCAACCUACCAAUGAGGUAGAUAAACAGGAUAGGAUUAAAAAAGAAGAUUUCAUAUGUGAAGUAAAAGAUAAUUCAAACUUACAAAUCGAUUAAAUUUAUUAAAUUGAUCAUAAUUGAACCAUUUUAUAAGUUAAUUUUCAUGGAAUAAAUUUUUAUCAUGUUUGUUACUAUAUAAAAUAAUUGUCUUAAUUUAAUUUAUAUGCAUUAUUUUAAUAUUUAAUAAGAAAAUACAAUUAAUUAUUACCAAUAAUAUAUUUUAUUAAUAUAACCAAGAAAGUUGGAUUGUUGUAUAUUUUUACAUUAAUUAUAAUAGUUAGAAAAGACAACAAGAAUAAUACAAAAAUAACAAUGUUAGUACUGUGGCAGGAAAUGGAUCUAAUAAAGUAUAUUAAAUAGUUUUAAUAGAGAAUUCUGUAUUUUUAUUUAUUUAUAUACAGUUAUUUAUUUACCAUGACCGGUUAAUU